CUUGUUGAUGACUGAAAAAGAGGAAACGUAUCUGCCCUAAUUUCUGUACUUUUGCAAGAGCGAAUUUCGCCUUUCGCCCUAAUUUCUGAUAAUUCUUUGAUUGUUUUAUCCCGAUUUCAGAGAUUACGGUUUGGACUCGAGCUUUGAUACUGUUUAAAAUCCUCUGGUUUUUUCUAGGGUUUCAUCUCUUGUUGUGGUACACGUGCAACGGAGGAUUUGUUUUGGUGUAUCACCAUUAAUUCAGGGUUUGGUGUUAGGUAUUUGUAUAUGAACAGGAAUUAGGGCUUUGAAUUGCGUCUCUGUAAAGGUUUUGGGGGACAAUAUUGCAAGGUUUGUGAAGUAGAAAAAAUUGGGGUCUUUGAAUGACUUGGUGCAAGGGAUUUGGAAUUUGAGAAAGGACCAUGGACUUUUCACGGUAAAGCUCCAGGGCUGUGGCUGUGUCAUUUCCAGAUCCGAUAAAAAUUAGGGUUUCCUGUACGGUUGGAGCUGUGUUCACAGAAUCCUGCGUAAAAAUCAAUUUUUUUUCCCACUGUUUCUCCGUAUUUUUGAGCAUCCAUGACGGUUCCUAUAGCUCUUUAUGCAAGCGCUCCUAGUAGUGUGUGCUCAACCCCCCAUCCAUGCCAAAUUAACAAUUCCCAUGCUUCUCAAGACUAUGAAUUAAACCCUAGACCAGCUUCCACUGCUCAAAAACCCUUAAUGGGGGGACUUUCUUGCCUCUUUUCUUCCCCUUCAGUUAAGCACGCAUCAAACCAUGCCUCUGAUGAGAUUGGUACGCUUUGGCAUGGCUGUGGCCCUUCAGAAAGGUGUGAAGAUUUGAGCAGCUCCUUUUGUUAUUCCUCCAUUAAUUCUUCACUUAAAGGUAGAGAACAGAGCCCUGUUUCUGUCUUCCAUGGUCCAGUAUCAUGUAGCAGUUCGGUAUCAAGAAGUCCCCCUGUUCGAAUGACCAGAGAUCGAACCAUGGAUUCACACUCCCAGGUUUCAUACCGAUACAAUAGAGAUGGGCUCUUUAAUAGCUUUGUGAGGAAUGCUUUGGGCUCGUCUUGCUUGGAUUAUGAUUCACCGAGCUUUCCAAUGCCCGGAAGUGGGUUCAGGCAAGAGGACUCGGAUGAGUUCACGUUUAGUAUGGAGGGAAAUUUCGUGGACACAGAGACGCUUAAAGAUGUUUCCUUGCAUAAUUUUGAACAGAAAAAACAGGCUAGAUACUUGGGUGGUUGGUCUCUUGAGCCUUAUGCACAAGAGAUUUUAGCUGGGGCACAAGCAAGACAUGGGAUUUUCUGUGAUGAAUUUAUUGUCAAGGCUUUUUGUGAAGCCGAGAAAGCACAUCGGGGGCAGAUGCGGGCAACAGGUGAUCCAUACUUGCAGCAUUGUGUGGAGACGGCGGUUUUGCUUGCAUCAAUUGGAGCUAACCGUACGGUUGUGGCAGCUGGGCUGCUGCAUGAUACGCUUGAUGACACCUUCUUGGACUAUGAAUAUAUAUUUCAGUCUUUUGGUGGUGGAGUUGCUGAUCUGGUUGAAGGGGUCUCCAAGCUGAGUCAGCUGAGUAAGCUGGCCCGUGAAAACAACACUGCCAGUAAAACUGUAGAGGCAGAUCGGCUACACACUAUGUUCCUUGCAAUGACAGAUGCUCGAGCUGUCCUCAUAAAACUGGCUGAUCGACUUCACAACAUGAUGACUUUGCGACCAUUGCCAUUCUCUAAGCAACAAAGAUUUGCUAAGGAAACUUUGGAAAUCUUUGCCCCAUUAGCCAAUCGCCUCGGGAUUUCGAGUUGGAAGGAGCAACUGGAAAACCUUUGCUUUAAGUAUCUAAACCCAGCCCAUCAUGAUGAGCUCUCCUCCAAACUUAUGAAGUCAUACAGGGAGGUGACGAUUGCUUCGGCGGUCAAGAAACUGGGAGGUGCUCUAAAAGAGGAGGCGAUUUCUUACCAUGUUCUGUCGGGAAGGCACAAGAGUUUAUACAGCAUCUACUCAAAGAUGUUAAAGAAGAAGCUGACUAUGGAUGAAAUUCACGACAUUCAUGGGCUGCGACUGAUUGUGGAAACUGAAGAAGAUUGCUUUGCUGCACUGCGCAUUGUCCAUCAGCUGUGGCCUCAAGUUCCUGACAAGCUGAAGGACUAUAUAACACACCCGAAGUUUAAUGGGUAUCGAUCUCUACACACAGUCGUGUUGGGUGAGGACAUGGCUCCUCUUGAAGUUCAGAUACGGACGCGAGAAAUGCAUUUGCAGGCAGAGUUUGGGUUUGCUGCUCAUUGGAGAUACAAGGAAGGUGAUUGUGAGCAUCCUUCCUUUGUGCUUCAAAUGGUGGAAUGGGCCAGAUGGGUUGUAACAUGGCAAUGUGAGACGAGCAAAGAUCGCUUCUCGUCUCUUGGGUCUGAUUCUAUUAGACCAUCCUGCCCUUUUCCUUCGCAUUCCAAGGAUUGCCCUCAUUCUUAUGUUCCUCGUGGAGAGCAAGAGGGGCCGGUUUUUGUAGUCAUUAUGGAGAAUGAUAAGAUGGCAGUGCAGGAGCUACCAGCUAAUAGCACAGUGAUGGAUCUCUUAGAGAGUGUGGGGAGAGGGAGCUUAACCCCUUAUAGGGUCCUCCCCAUGAAAGAGGAGCUCAGGCCAAGGCUCAAUAAUCGAGUGGUAAGCGACCCGGCUCGUCGGCUAAGAAUGGGAGACUUGGUCGAUCUCACACCUGCAAUUCCUGACAAAUCAUUGACCGAGUGUAGGGAAGAAAUCAGGAGGAUGUUUGCUAGGGAUCUCACAGUUUCAGGAAGGGGGGCAAUGGGUAGGAGUUGAGAACCCCUCUGACUCUCUGUCUCAAUGAUUGAAUCAUGUGAGUGUAUUUGGUGUUGGAUCAAUUGUUUGGUUGUGUAUAUAAAUAUUUGUACAGAAGUAUAUAAUCUAAUAUAUGAUAUAGCUCUGAGGAUUUGAUAUGGGGGAGCUGGGUGAUGGUGACUGAAUGGAUUUGCUCCCCUCGUCAAGUUGAUGGCUAAUUGGAUUAAAGUUCUCUCUGAUUUGAUGGCUUUGGAUCAAAGUUCCGUUUCUCUGAAUGGGCUCCUCCCAUUGGAUCCAAUGUGUGUGCCAUUGCACAAAUUUGGUUAUGGCUGUUGUAUUUGAUGUAUCAAAUGAACUGGUGAAUUUUAUACAAUGUCACAUUACAUAA
Amborella trichopoda is the source of this 3142-nucleotide messenger RNA. Its product is annotated as putative GTP diphosphokinase RSH2, chloroplastic. The record is from RefSeq and is a predicted model, not a curated record. Lineage: Eukaryota; Viridiplantae; Streptophyta; Magnoliopsida; Amborellales; Amborellaceae. Gene Ontology annotation, cellular component: chloroplast. Gene Ontology annotation, biological process: guanosine tetraphosphate metabolic process.